Molecule: messenger RNA, 438 nt
Organism: Acanthamoeba castellanii str. Neff
Lineage: Eukaryota; Discosea; Longamoebia; Acanthamoebidae
Exons: 1
Coding region: 1-438 (145 amino acids)
Source: RefSeq, a predicted model, not a curated record
AUGCAGAGAACCUACCCAAUGAUAACAGCCGCCGUGCAGCGUAGGACUACGGCCGCCCUGGUCUCCUCCUGCCGCACCCUCGCCCCCGCCGCGAGGCACUACGCCGAGGGACCCCAAACAUCAACAGAGAAAGACUUCAAGGAGGGAGGCGAGAAGUACGACAGACAAGCGCGCGGCGAACCGUCGAUGAUCUCCGGGCACGCCCAGUACGUGAAGGGAGCGGUGGAGCAGACGCUCGGGAGCAUGAUCGGGUCGGAGAGCUUGAAGAAGGCCGGCCAGGAGGAUAAGGAAGCGGGCGUGACGGAGAUGAAGGCGGCGUACCAUGGGCAGGACGACUGGAUGUCGCCCGAGCUCGAGAAGAAGCUCGGCAAGGUGAUCGGCUGCGAGGGCAUGGCCGAGAUCGGAGACGAGAAGCUGCGAAAGAAGCACGACCAGUGA